This is a messenger RNA of Hemibagrus wyckioides, 5195 nucleotides long. RefSeq names its product solute carrier family 7 member 4 (gene slc7a4). Lineage: Eukaryota; Metazoa; Chordata; Actinopteri; Siluriformes; Bagridae. Gene Ontology annotation, molecular function: amino acid transmembrane transporter activity. The coding region runs from base 201 to 2165 and encodes 654 amino acids. The record is from RefSeq and is a predicted model, not a curated record. Gene Ontology annotation, biological process: transmembrane transport; amino acid transport. The transcript is spliced from 6 exons. Gene Ontology annotation, cellular component: plasma membrane.
CGCCGCUGCAUCCGAUCAGAGAAAUAUAGACCCCUGCGGCUCUCAUCACACAUCCGCGGUGAUCCUCAACGCCCUGUUUCUCUGCAGGUCGUCUUUUGAACUUGUUCGGUUCUGACAGAAAUGGAUUAGCUGAGAGCGAGACCUCUUUUCCGUCCACACUCUCUUCAUCUCUUUAUUUCUCUCUCCCUCACUACCUCACGAUGGCGUCAUGCUCUCCAGCUGUGCGUUUUUGCCAGAAGUUGAACAGGCUGAAAACGUUAGAGGACGACAUGAUGGCCACGUCUCUGAGGCGCUGCCUCUCCACACUGGACCUGGCGCUGCUCGGUGUGGGUGCCAUGAUUGGGUCAGGUCUGUACGUCCUCACUGGAGCCGUUGCCAAGGAUUUGGCUGGACCAGCUGUUGUGCUUUCAUUCUUGGUGGCUGGCGUGGCUUCCCUCAUGGCAGCUCUAUGCUAUGCUGAAUUUGGUGCCCGUGUCCCCAAGACAGGCUCCGCCUACAUGUUCACAUAUGUCUCCGUCGGGGAGAUCUGGGCUUUUUUGAUUGGCUGGAAUGUCGUUCUGGAGUAUAUGAUUGGCGGCGCAGCAGUGGCUCGUGCUUGGAGUGGGUACCUGGACUCCAUCUUUGACCACCGCAUCCGGAAUUUCACAGAAAGUCACGUGAUGCGCUGGGACGCACCCUUCCUCGCCAGAUAUCCAGACUUCCUUGCAGCAGGAAUACUGCUGAUUGCGUCUUUUUUCAUUUCAUUCGGUGUGCGUGUCUCAUCCUGGCUAAAUCACAUCUUCUCUACAGUCAGCAUGAUAGUCAUAGCCUUUAUCCUGGUCUUUGGUUUUGCUCUGGCUGAUCUGGAUAACUGGAGCGCUCGCAAAGGCGGGUUUGCCCCCUAUGGAUUCUCGGGAAUCAUGGCAGGAACAGCCACCUGCUUUUACGCGUUCGUGGGAUUUGACGUGAUUGCUGCAUCCAGUGAAGAGGCACGUGACCCUCGGAAGGCUGUUCCCAUGGCAACAGCUAUAUCGUUAGCUCUGGCAGCCACAGCCUACAUCCUGGUCUCGAUGGUUUUGACACUGAUGGUCCCAUGGAACACACUUGAUCCAAACUCGGCGCUCUCCGAUGCGUUCUUCCGGCGUGGGUACAGCUGGGCAGGCCUCAUCGUGGCUGUGGGAUCCAUCUGUGCCAUGAACACGGUGCUGCUCAGCAACCUCUUCUCUCUGCCUCGCAUUGUGUAUGCCAUGGCUGAGGACGGCCUCUUCUUCUCCGUCUUCUCACGUGUAAAUCCUGUCACCAAAGUGCCAGUCAUUGCCAUCUUGGUGUUUGGCAGCCUUAUGGCUUUAUUAGCGCUCAUCUUUGACUUGGAGGCUCUUGUCCAGUUCCUGUCCAUUGGCACGCUGUUAGCGUACACCUUUGUAGCUGCGAGUGUUAUCGUUUUGCGCUUCCAGCCUGAAAGAAAUGUCGGUACUAAGAAAGAUGCACCAGCGCCCUCGCCAGGUCAACAGAGCAUCACUGCCUCCGAGCUCAAGGAGGACAGCGGUGAGCUGAAGGAGUACGAGUCGUUUUCAGAUAAACUGCGCUUGGUGGAGAGGCAGAAGUUCCCAGGUGCCCUUCGUGCCCGUUGGGAGCCGUACCUGGGUACGGUGUUGGGGGACUGGGCACCGGGCGAGGUGGUGGCAUUCAGUGUGUUGGCUCUGAUGGUGAGCGCCGUGUCACUCUGUGCAGUUGUUGUUUUUGGGCAGAGUUACCUGAAGCUGCCUACAUGGAGCUUUGUCCUGCUGCUUGUGAUCUUCAGCUUAGCGUUCAUCCUCAGCCUCAUCGUCAUCUCUGUCCAUGAGCAGCAAAAGAACACCAAGACCUUCCAGGUUCCCCUGGUGCCAUUUGUUCCUGGUGCCAGCAUCCUGCUGAAUGUGUUUCUCAUGAUGAAGCUCAGUUCUCUCACCUGGCUCCGGUUCACCAUCUGGGUAGCUGCAGGGCUGUUGGUGUAUUUCGGUUACGGUAUCUGGCACAGUAAAGAAGGCCUGAAGGAGCCGCAGUGUGUUUCCGCCCGUUACGUGGUUCUCCCCAGCGGGAGUCUGGUGGAAACUGUCCAGAACGUCCAGCCCGAGGGACACACACACACUCACUCACCCCCCACAAACACUCCCACGCCGACCACCGACCCACAAGCCAACAGAUGAUCUGUGUAUGUGUGCGAACACAUGAUAAACAUGCUAGUUGUGUAGUGUGUGUGUGUGUGUGUGUGUGUGUGUGUGUGUGUGUGAGUGUGAGGGUGUGUAUUUUCUCCUUUACUGCCACAGUCUGUUCUGCCUUUCUGAGGAUCACGACUAGGUCCUAGAUUUGGGAAUGUUGAUUAGUUUGAGGAAACACCAAGAGAUCGUACUGGACGUGUGUGAGUGAGUGUGUGAGUGUGUGAGUGUGUGAGUGUGUGAGUGUGUGAGUGUGUGAGUGUGUGAGUGUGUGAGUGUGUGAGUGUGUGAGUGAGUGAGUGAGUGAGUGUGUGAGUGUUAUAUUUGUGUAGUUGAGACUCAUUCGCUCUUUGUUGAAUCACUUCCUGUGUUGAUUUACUACUGAGUUUAGCCAAAUAUACAGCAAAAGUCUGAAUCAUUACCAAGAACUGUUUCUAUUUCAGCAGUUACACUCUAAUCCAUCACCAUGUGCAGUAUAUUACAUUAAUUUCUCAAAAUGGAUAUGAACAAGUUUAUUUACAACUUAUUUUCUGGAAUAUUUACACAACAGUGAGAUAUAAGUGAAGAGAUGGCUACCAUUUUAUAUCCAGACUACACUGUAAUACUAAUGCCACUCUAUAAAGUGGUGUGUUAGUGUGUGUUUAUGGUAGCUGAUGCGCUCCAUUACUGGAAGAACACAUGAUGCACUUAGGAAUCUUUUUCUCCAUGUAGUCUUCGUUUCAGCUUUCGCCUGUUAUAGAGUUUUGUGGGCGUGGCUAAAUCUAAACCAUCUAUGUUGUGAUUGUACUUGGUAAUCUGCUGGAGAUCAGUGUAUUGAAAUACACACAUUUGUGCAUAUUUUUAAAAAUCAGUAAAAGUUUGGAUUGGCCACAAAAAUAUUUAUAAUGUUACCUUUAGGAAAAACAAUCCUUAAAUUAUUGCAAAUAUUGAAGUAUCUAUGAAGUAGUAUCUCUUCCUUCUUCAGGCAAAUGAAGAGGGUUGUGUUUGCCUGGUAGAGUUCAUGUUUCCGGGUAAACGUUAAAUUAUUCAGUAUUUUCAUCAAUAAAUUUGUUUAGUUUCAUUUUGUUUACCAUUUAAUUUUUAAAUAAGAAGACUUUUUUUUUUAGUUUCACAACAAUGAAGAAUUCUUUAAAUUAUCUUCCACUGUCCUAAUGGAAGAAAACAUUGGAUUCAAAGUGGCAUGACCCCAGAAAAGUCCUGACAGCUGAUGAAAUGAACAGUUCAUGGUAAUGAAAUCAAUUCAUAUCAUUGGGUUUUUGUGGCUUUUCCCAUCAUAUUAUUAGCCUGGAUUGUUAGCUGUGAUCUGAUAGAAAAGGCGUAGCUAGCAGUUUAGAAUUUUGGAUUAAACUCCUGCAUGUGAUUACGACUUAAUGAGACGUUCAUGUGCAACACUGAGAAUGGCAAACACGCAUGAAUGCAGCCUCAGUUCAGUUCACAUGCUCUACGAGGUGUUUAUUUAGAGGUGUUAAUGAAGUGUUUCAGUUUUGGAGUGAGUCUGGAGUGAGUCUGGAGUGAGUCUGGAGUGUGAACACCAGCCGAAUGUGUACUGAUUUAGGAGAGGACCUUAGGGAUGAGUAGCACUUUUCUGACACAGUGUGCGGUUUAUUGCUGAGAUAUUAGAGGUUUGUUGAGCUGACAUAAGCAAGGACAAUCAUUGAUGCUGACACACACUCACACACUCUCACACACACUCACACACACACUCACACACACUCACACAUUAUGCUAGAAUUAAAAGUCUUUACACACUGUUGUAGAUUCAUCUCAGACCUCACAAAAAUAUUAAUAUAUUUGAACCAUGAUUAUAUUUUAUUUAUCUUUCUCUUUAAUAUUUAUUUGUAUUUAUUUAAAUGUCUCCAUCAAGUCCGACCUCAUUCCAGAGUUUUAUGUUUCAGUGGAAUGUCCAUUCAUUUUAAAGGCAGCUUAAGUGUCAGGACCAAAGGUUAAUAUGCAGCAGUGUUGCACUGGGCUAUGGUCAUUCAUACAGCUGCGCACACACACACACACACACGCACACACACACACACUUUCAAUGCCUGCCAGUUCCCAUUUAGGGAUUAAAAGCAAGCGCUUAUUUAGACAUGUCAUAUGAUAAGCACAGAUUUUACAUGACCUUUUUUCUCUCUUUAUCUCUCACACACAUACUAUUUGUGCAUCGUGUGUGUGUUUGUCUGAGAGAGAGAGAGGGAGAGAGAGAGAGAGAGAGAGUGAGAGUGCAAGGGCAAGGCCUCGAGGUCUCAAUUAUUCAGUCAUUCAGGUCAUGUGGAAUACAAUGUAAUUAAGAAAAGGAGUUGAAAUCGGAUCAGUUUAGGUAUUAAAGCUUGACCAGUGUAAACACUUUGUCCCCAAAACUGAUCCCAAAUUUGAAGAAGCUAAAAGUUUUGAAAAUUAUUGGAGAACACCUAAAAUGUUGAAGGACAUCAAGAGUGAUGAAUUAAACUCUCUAAAAUUAAAUCUAUUAUAUAGUAACAUUUUUAGUAAUCUAUUUCAGACAAAUUCCAUAUGUAUUUCUGAAAAAUAAUACAUUAUUAAAUUAUUACACCUUAUUAAAAUCAGUGUGUGGCAGCCAAUCACAGUCCACAGCUACAGUUACAAUUUGUUUGUACUACCAAUUGCUAAUAAUUGGCCUUUGUAAUUAUGGAGAUGUUUAGAUCUCACUGAAUGUUCAUCACUUUGUACUACAGCACACUCUGCUGAACACUCCCCAUGUUGCACUGCUGCAUAUAAACACAUAGUACAAUGGUACGUUAAAGUCUGAAGUCACAGCUAAGAACUUAUUUGUUAAACACCACUACAAUGUGUUUAUGUUAAUUAUUAAAGAAUAUAUAAUUUAUUUGUUAUGACAGUUGCACACUCGGAUGCUCGGAGAUUUGGACGCAUCAGUGAGUCUGUAGUCCAGUAGCACUCAGUGCUCCUUCGUUAUGAAGCUUUGAGUUUUGUUCAUUUCUGUUUUGUCUGCUACUGUAUCUCCUCUUAUCUACUGUAUAUCCUCUGAUCUGUUGAUUAAAUAAUGGAACACUG